AUGGCGAAUGCGCCAGUCGUCGUGACUGACGCCGGCGACGAAACGCCUGCAGUUGGAGAGCUCUUCAAAGACGUCAGCUUCUUCCUGACCGCUCGAGUUCCCACCCGCAGCAAGUUUGUGGCCGACAUCGAAGCCAAUGGCGGUCGCGUCGUCAAGCYCGAGAAAUAUGCGGAUUUUGUGAUUGCCGAUCACAUGCGAAAACCAUUACCGGCCGACGGCUUCUCAUACACACUCAUCGAACAAGCAAUCCGCGAUGGCAGUCUCCCAGAUCCAGCGGAUCACGCUCUAAGAUCGGCGACGGACAGCCCACGUGCGGCAGGAUCAAGAGUACCCGGAAAGCGGACCCGUACCGCUUUUACUGCAGAGGACGAUAGAGUGUUGUGGCAAUGGGUUGAGCGGGAGAGGGCGCAAGGGGAGUCGGUAAAAGGCAAUGAUAUCUACAAGCGACUGGAGCUUGUGAACACUCGGCAUACCUGGCAGGCAUGGCGCGAUCACUACGUGAAGAAGCUGAUCGAUCAUCCGCCAGCAGUGGAGAUUGAUCAUGUCGACUUUGACCUGCUAUGGGAGCAAGCGCGAGAUAUCGAGAACAUGGACGAAGCCAUGUACGAAGAGGCGUGGGAUUUGUGGGCAGGAGUGAAUGAGAGACAUACAGCGGAUGAGUGGAGACAUAUUUGGGAGUCUCAUGUACGACCUGCUUACCGCAAGCGGCAUGCGAAGACCAAGACGAAGCGGAGACGCGCUUCAAUGUCGGGCGAUGAUGGAGGCGGUUCGACGAGCAUAACACCACGAAAAAGGGGCAAAACUCGUGCCUCAGCGGCUAAAGUUGAUGACGUGAGGGAUCAUGGAACUGACCAGCAACCCAACGGACAGGAUUAUCCUGCGGCCGAAGCCAUGACCAGCGAGACAAAUCGCGGACGAAGCGGAUUCGAUGGUGCUCUGGGAGAGCCCGAUGACGACCUGGCCGCACUGGAAACCUGGCAAGACUCAAGCAAACGAAGCUCGGGUCGAAACUAUCGCUUAGCGGGACCUGAUGCUCCAACUACAGAAGUCGACCGAGCAGUGGGCGAGCAGAUACAGGCGGAAAUCAAUCUUACGACAAACACCGAGCCUUUGCACUUGAGCGAACAGAUCAUCACAUCAGAUGCGAAUCAUGCUGCAGACCUACAGAUACGUAAUGAGGCGGAUGUGGCUCAGCCGGAGCAGCAUGCGUCCAUUGAGACAGAAUUACGUUUGCAGUCUACGAACGAGAUGUCUGGCAAUACUUUUAAGAAGAGCCAUGACGGCAAUGAUGGACAUGAAGCGACGCGACAAAACGACCUCCAUACAUGGUAUGCGGAAAGGUUAGAAGAAUUGAAAGACCUUCCAAAAACUAAUGGACACGCUCUCACGGAAGCAAAUCUUAUCAGCCAGCAAGCCGAGCAUGCAGAGCCACUGACACGCGGUGUGGAUCUUCCAAAAGACGAUCACAAUAAGGACCAGAGUGAGUAUGUCAAGUUUUUGCAAAAUAUCACCGGUCAUGCUCAUGCACGAGAAGCCCACGUCGAGGGCGACUCAGCUCAUCCAGUAGCACAAGAUGCACAAGCGGCCCCAAUCAUUCCCAUGUCAUCCCAACAGGAGGUUGGGAAUAUCAUGGAAGAUGCAUUGGACUGGCCAUCACCUUCCCAGCGAAAUGCGAGUCAAUCGCAAGGCCAGGAAGAGCAGUUCGAGACGCAAAAUCUCCGCACAAACCUGCCCCUCUCAAAGCAGCAUGUCCGCGGAAUCAUGCCAGACUUUGAGAUUUCCAGUCAGUCUAUGAUGUCACAAGACAACGACGAAAAUCUUCCGGGCCAAGGUGAGCAUGGAGCUACCAACCCGUCAUUUCCAGUCGCCCGUCAGCAUUCGACUGGCGUGAAAGGAAACCUCGAAGACGAGAGCUAUCGCAAAGCUCAGCCUGAUACCUUUGAAGGUUUCGAAGACAUGGCCGAUGACCACAUUGAUCUCAGCAUACCAGAACCUGAAGGUGACUUUACUUUUACUCCUUCACCCGAUCGGAAUCGAAGUAUUGCGAAUGAAGUAGUCAAUGUCGGUAAAGAAUCUGCUGAGCUCAGGGGUUCCACUAUCCAUGAUCUUCCGGGCAGCUCGAGGUUCGAUCAGAAACCAGGCCCGCUACGCAAUGAGGUAGUAUAUCUAUCAUCAGAUGCUUCCAGUUCAUCUCUACCCAGCUCACAUGCGGAGGUGACGGUCAUCCGGCGAGAAACGGGAAAAAACGCGGUCGAGACACAAGACAUUCUCAAUGCGGAAACGCAGCUGCCCGACUUCUUCAUGCCUUUGCCAGACGAUGCUCAGGAUCAAGACGAGGAAGUCGACCUCGCACAACAAGCUUCUCCACGCAAUCUGAGUCAUACUCGGGGUGCUGAAGCUGUAGUGAUGCAAGCCCCAGGCCUAUCCAUAGCCACGCCUCCUGAUUGGGAAAAGGAGAAUGGAGUGGGCUACCACACCAACAGCAAAGAACCCGAGAGGCGGCCAAAACAGAAGCAGAAGGCGGUCGAAUCUCAAACCAUGGAUGUUGAAAGAGAACUCGAGUCAUGGCUGGCCAUACAGCAUGUUCGUGGCUUCAGCGAGGUCUCAGCCAUUGCUGCCAUGCAGCGUUCCUCCAUGCGACCAGAUCUUGCCGAGCUAAUUCUGUUGGCCGAGAAAGGUGGCCUUGGCUUGCCCAAUGACAUUCCUGGAAUAUGGAGCGAGAUGGAGGACGAUGUCUUGGAGAGUGGUGAUAGCGGUGCGUUACGUCGACUUGAGGCGAAGCACGGAUGGGACGAAUGCGACGCCAGGAUGCGGUUCCUCGCUGAGUGGCGGGAGGCUUGA
Ramularia collo-cygni is the source of this 2841-nucleotide messenger RNA. RefSeq lists its product as uncharacterized. NCBI's taxonomy places the organism in Eukaryota, Fungi, Ascomycota, Dothideomycetes, Mycosphaerellales, Mycosphaerellaceae. The record is from RefSeq and is a predicted model, not a curated record. The coding region runs from base 1 to 2841 and encodes 946 amino acids. The transcript has a single exon. Gene Ontology annotation, molecular function: telomeric repeat DNA binding. Gene Ontology annotation, biological process: regulation of DNA-templated transcription; telomere maintenance via telomere lengthening. Gene Ontology annotation, cellular component: shelterin complex.